Cornus florida is the source of this 1376-nucleotide messenger RNA. Its product is annotated as peroxisomal nicotinamide adenine dinucleotide carrier-like. Gene Ontology annotation, biological process: nucleotide transport; transmembrane transport. NCBI's taxonomy places the organism in Eukaryota, Viridiplantae, Streptophyta, Magnoliopsida, Cornales, Cornaceae. The transcript is spliced from 11 exons. The coding region runs from base 134 to 1150 and encodes 338 amino acids. The record is from RefSeq and is a predicted model, not a curated record.
CAAACCAAGCCAUCAGAUUGUGUGAUAGCGAAUACCUCGCUACCGCCAAACUCAUAGAUAGUCUCUCUCCCCCUUUCUCUCUCUAGAAUCAGAUCCCUUUUUCUCUCUCCACAAAACAUUUUCCUGAGAAAAUAUGUCGGACGCCGUGAUCAAUGGACUCGCUGGAGCUGGCGGAGGAAUCAUCUCUCAGCUCAUCACCUAUCCUCUCCAAACUGUAAAUACUCGUCAACAAACGGAAAGAGAUCCGAAGAAAGAAAAGAGGAAGCUUGGGACUGUAGAACAAAUGUGUCAGGUUGUUAAGCAUGAGGGAUGGGAUCGCCUGUAUGGCGGUUUAGCGCCGUCGUUGGUCGGUACGGCUGCGUCUCAGGGUGUUUACUAUUAUUUCUAUCAAAUAUUCAGGAACAAGGCUGAAGCUACUGCUUUUGAACGUAAGAAGAAAGGGAUUGGUGAUGGGUCAGUCGGGAUGUUCUCGUCACUUGUGGUGGCUGCUUUAUCUGGGUGUGUGAAUGUGUUGUUGACUAAUCCUAUAUGGGUAGUUGUUACCCGAAUGCAGACUCACACAGAGAAAUCCCAACCUAGUCAAACUCGAUCAAUUGUUUCAGAUGAAGCAAUUGUUGCUGCAGCGGAGCCUCCUCCUUAUGGAACUAACCAUGCGAUUCAAGAAGUUUAUGAUGAAGCUGGGUUUUUGGGAUUCUGGACAGGUGUUUGCCCAACAUUGUUCAUGGUGAGUAAUCCUUCCAUACAGUUUAUGCUGUAUGAAACCUUGUUGAAGAAGCGGAAGGAAAGGCGUGCCUCCAGUAAGAAGGGCAAUAAUGAUAUAACUGCUUCGGAGAUAUUUCUGCUUGGAGCUUUGGCAAAACUUGGAGCCACUGUUGUAACAUAUCCUCUUUUGGUUGUGAAGUCGAGGCUUCAAGCAAAGCAACUUAUUGGUGGAGACAAAAGGCAUCAGUAUAAAGGCACAUUCGAUGCUAUCAUGAAGAUGAUCCACUAUGAAGGGUUUUACGGGUUUUACAAGGGAAUGGGCACAAAAAUAGUGCAAAGCGUCCUUGCAGCUGCUAUUUUGUUCAUGGUCAAGGAAGAGCUUGUCAAGGCAAGUCGCUGGUUAUUAACGAAGGAUGCCGUUAAUAUAGCAAGAUCAAAGCCCCCAUGACCGGAGCUCUCUCUCUAAAUGCCUUCACAAGCAAGUUCUGUACCUUGUAGUAAACAUGAAAUACUUUGAUUUAUUGGAUAAUAAUAUGAUACUACACCAAAUCAUUCAAUCAUCAGAAAGGUUUAUUUUCUUAGUGUUACGUUGUGUUAUAAAACUAUGUAGUGCAAUGUAAUUGUUCGACUCUUUAGACAUGUGAUUUGAACUGAAUAGUACAGUUUUUAAAGUA